AUCAACCAGUGGCCGUAGCGUUUGUUCUGUCAAGGGUGGGUGUCCAAGACUUCUCUGAAGUCAAGAUCACCUGCUGUCCUACCCACACUCCUACUUGCUGUCCCUGGCCACACUCAUCAUGCCUCGGGGACAGAAGAGUAAACUUCACACCCAUGAGAAACACCACCAAGCCCAAGGUGGGAUCCAGCAUCGGAGGACUGCUCAGGCCACUGCAGCCAAGGAGAAAGAAUUCCCCUCCUUGGUCCCUCCUCCCUUGAGUGUUCUUCCUCACAGAGAGCCUGCAGCUAGGUCACGUAACACUCUCAAGACGUCUCAGAGAGCCCUAUCCACCAAGUCUGCAGGUGUUUCUCCCACAAGAUCAUACAAAGGAGCCAACUGUAAAAUUGAGAAAAAGCAAAGUUCCUCCCAGGCCCCACUCACCACUGUGCAGUCUCAAGGAGACCCUCUAACCGAAACAACGGGUGUUUUGGUGCAGUUCCUGAUGUACAUGUACAAAAGGAAAAAGCUCAUCACAAAAGCCAAUAUGCUGAAGAUUGUCAAUAAAAAGUACAAAAAUUGCUUCCCUGAGAUCCUCAGAAGAGCCUCUUUCAGCUUGGAAGUGGUUUUUGGUGUUGACUUAAAGGAAGUCGAUUCUACCAAGCAUUCCUAUACCCUGGUCAGCAAGAUGGACCUCCCCAACAAUGGGACUGUAAGCCGUGGCAGAGGAUUCCCCAAGACCGGUCUCCUGAUGAAUAUCCUGGGUGUGAUCUUCAUGAAGGGCAACUGUGCCACUGAAGAGAACAUCUGGGAGUUCCUGAAUAAGAUGAGAGUCUAUGCGGGGAAGAGGCACUUCAUAUUUGGGGAGCCCAGGAAGCUCAUCACCCAAGAUUUGGUGAAGCUUAAGUACCUGGAGUACCGCCAGGUGGCCAACAGUGAUCCCGCACGCUAUGAGUUCCUGUGGGGCCCUCGAGCCCACGCCGAGACCAGCAAGAUGAAAGUGCUAGAGUUUUGGGCCAAGAUUAAUCAUACCGUCCCCAGUGCCUUCCACUCUUGGUAUGAAGAGGCUUUGCAAGAUGAGGAAGAGCAAGUCAAAGCCACGGUUGCACUGCAAGCUGAGGCGGAUGCCACGGCCAGUGAAUAUCCCAGGGAAUGUCCAACAGUGCCUCCUACACCUAAUGAAGUUGAGGUGGAUUCUUCACAUUGUGGCUGAAGAGAGCAGUCAGUGUUCUAAGGAGCGGAGGGCAGGGUGUGACUGAGAGAACACAACGUAUAAUAUACCUCUGUGCUCCUGUUGUG
Messenger RNA from Callorhinus ursinus (northern fur seal), 1275 nucleotides. RefSeq names its product MAGE family member B3 (gene MAGEB3). Gene Ontology annotation, cellular component: nucleus. Gene Ontology annotation, biological process: negative regulation of transcription by RNA polymerase II. Lineage: Eukaryota; Metazoa; Chordata; Mammalia; Carnivora; Otariidae. The record is from RefSeq and is a predicted model, not a curated record.